Molecule: messenger RNA, 1464 nt
Organism: Talaromyces stipitatus ATCC 10500
Lineage: Eukaryota; Fungi; Ascomycota; Eurotiomycetes; Eurotiales; Trichocomaceae
Product: developmental regulator VosA
Exons: 7
Coding region: 239-1228 (329 amino acids)
Source: RefSeq, a predicted model, not a curated record
AGGGCGCGGCAAAAGGUCCGCGAGCUUGUCGUCCUGUGUCGAGAAAAAUUUCCCUAUGCCUCGCUCCGAUUCCCAGAGGUUGGUCUACUGACAUCGCCCGUGUUUCUCUCCGAAGCUGCUUUCCUGGAGCACCCUCUUGUUUUCUUCCCUUUUCCAGAAAUUCCCUAGCCCCGUUCAACAACAACAACAACAACACCACAAGCUUGGUUGAGAUUGAGACCGUUUCCAGCAACUGACCAUGCUCUCCAAUACUAGCCCUGACUUCGAGUUGAUUGUCCGCCAACAACCGGAGCAAGCACGGGUGGCCGGGGGCAAGGAGAAAGAGCGCAAGCCAGUUGAUCCGCCGCCUGUCAUUCAGCUCAAGGUCUCGCCGGAGAACAGCUAUCUUGCCCAGCACUACCUUCAGAGUCCCUACUAUUUCAUGUGUUGUAGCUUAUACCACGCCACCGAAGACCAUCCUGUUCAUUCCAGCCAGCCUUCUACUGCUUUGGCCGGCACUCUCGUCUCUUCAUUGCAUCGUUUGAAAGACACAGACAAUACUGAUGGGGGAUUUUUUGUUUUCGGAGACUUGUCCAUCAAGGUUGAAGGUGAAUUUCGACUGCAGUUCAGUCUUUUUGAGAUGCAAAAGGACAAUGUUGUAGCGUUGAAAUCGAUUGUUUCCAAUUCAUUUCCAGUCUUAUCGCCAAAGAAUUUCCCUGGAAUGAGGGAGUCCACUCAGCUUUCGAGAUCGUUUGCCGAUCAAGGGGUGAAGUUAAGGAUCCGCAAGGAAGCCCGAAACGCACAGAAACGCGGAGGCGCAAACAGACAUGAAGAAUUUGCUCCAAGUCUACCUCGCUCACCUGAUCGCGCGCAAAUGCCGCAAAUAGUCAGCAGUGGCUUUCCAGGAUACCCUCAACAUAGCUAUUAUCCUACGACGCCAGCGCCAAAGCGUAUGCGGACGUCGAUGGAGAUGGAUUCAAGAGCCGUGUUUGAACCCGAUGCGCGUUUUGCGCCUACUUAUCAGCCCGCGACAAUGUACUCGAAUCAGCCAGGGGCAUACCAAAACCCAAUAGGUUUUCCAUACACCGGACAAGCACCGCAACAUGUAACCAUGCCAGAGUACGGCGUUCGACAGCCGCAACCACUCGCGAGUACGGCCUCGUCAUACCCUACCUCGGAAGAUCCGAUGCUGGCCAUGAGAUCUUUCAACAAUACGGGGUAUAUCAACUCACAGAGAUAUCCUGCCUAGAUGCAGAGAGCAUUGAAAACGAAAUACAGUGUAUUCUAUAGUUAUGUCCUACGAAGAGAGCAUGGUGGCGUCUACCAUUCUUUUUGCUUGGAGUUCCGGUCAUUAUCCUUAUCUGAUUAGAGCACAUGGGAGGAAAUUGUGGUUGUAUGCACCUACUACUUGGUAGAGUGCAUGUUAUCGAUGUUCUAGUUUAUCAAAGUUAUAUCCAAGAUCUAGAAAUAUUAUUCCUCACGGAC